AUGCCUUCAGGACCAGGAAAAUUCUCCAUCUCUGAAGACAGCACUGUCGGUGCCGGGCAAGUUGAAACAAAUGUCGUCGUAUGGGCACAAGCCCUCCCAGGAGCUUUCAAUAAGGCACGCAAUGCUACCAUCUUCACUCACCUGGAAACUUGGUACUCGCAACAAGAACUCGGAGCCGCAUUUGAAGCCACGGCCCAAUUUUGA
This is a messenger RNA of Penicillium subrubescens, 204 nucleotides long. RefSeq lists its product as uncharacterized. NCBI's taxonomy places the organism in Eukaryota, Fungi, Ascomycota, Eurotiomycetes, Eurotiales, Aspergillaceae. The transcript has a single exon. The record is from RefSeq and is a predicted model, not a curated record. Bases 1 to 204 code for a protein of 67 amino acids.